Messenger RNA from Arachis stenosperma, 1841 nucleotides. Its product is annotated as 3-ketoacyl-CoA synthase 1-like. Bases 146 to 1771 code for a protein of 541 amino acids. The record is from RefSeq and is a predicted model, not a curated record. Lineage: Eukaryota; Viridiplantae; Streptophyta; Magnoliopsida; Fabales; Fabaceae. The transcript has 3 exons. Gene Ontology annotation, biological process: fatty acid biosynthetic process. Gene Ontology annotation, molecular function: acyltransferase activity, transferring groups other than amino-acyl groups. Gene Ontology annotation, cellular component: membrane.
UCUUUCACAUUCUAUACACACACAUAGAGAAGUAGCAAAUACACUUAGCAAAAAUAGAUAGAAAGAAAGGACACAAUACAUAAAAAAAAGAUUUAUUUUCUUCACAAGGUUGAAAAAAAAACACAGAAGAAAAAAAGGAACAAAAAUGAGACGCAAUAGCAUAGACAUGGAAAAGGAAAGAAUAACGGCCGAGAUGGACUUCAAGGAUUCGUCCUCGGCCGUCAUCAAAAUCCGGCGAAAGCUGCCGGAUUUUCUCCAAUCCGUGAAGCUCAAGUAUGUCAAAUUAGGGUUAUUAGGUUAUGGCUAUUCGUUGAAUAUCACCACCAUUUUCAUCAUCAUCUUUGUCAUGGUUCCACUCUUCAUCUCAUUCUCAUCAUCACCAUUUCUUCAACUCAAGGAUCUCAAUUUGGACAAGCUCUUAGAAUUUUGGUCAAACCUAAUUGCUCAACCGCCGGUUUUGGCUUUGGAUAAGCUUAUUCAGCUUGUUGCGCCGCCGUUGUUUUUCUUCCUCCUCGCCUUCUACUUGGCCAAACGCUCCAAGCCGGUGUACCUCGUGGAUUUCGCAUGCUAUAAGCCCGAGGAAGAGCGAAAGAUAUCCGUGGAGUCAUUCCUUAACAUGUCUGAAGAGAGCGGUGAAUUUCAAGAUGAGACUCUUCAAUUUCAAAGAAGAAUUUCAUCACGUGCUGGUCUUGGAGACGAGACAUAUCUUCCUAAAGGAGUUAUGUCUCGUCCACCAAGACUAUGCAUGGAAGAGGCACGUGCCGAAGCAGAAGCUGUGAUGUUUGGUGCUUUAGAUGCUCUGUUUGCUAAAACAGGGGUUAAUCCAAGAGAUAUAGAUAUUGUGGUUGUGAAUUGUAGCUUGUUCAAUCCUACUCCAUCACUCUCAGCCAUGAUUGUCAACCACUACAAGCUCCGAACCAACGUGAAGACCUACAACCUUGGUGGCAUGGGUUGCAGUGCUGGCCUCAUUUCUAUUGACAUGGCCAAGGACCUUCUCAGAGCUAACCCUAACUCUUAUGCCAUUGUUGUCAGCACCGAGAAUAUAACCCUCAAUUGGUAUUUUGGUAAUGACCGUUCCAUGCUUCUGUGCAAUUGCAUUUUCCGGAUGGGUGGCGCCGCCGUCCUCUUGUCGAACAAGCCGUCGGAUCGAAGUAGAUCAAAGUACCAAUUAGUCCACACAGUUAGAACACACAAGGGAGCCGAUGACAAGAACUACAAUUGUGUCUAUCAAAAAGAAGAUCAAAAUGGAAAGGUCGGCGUCUGCCUGGCGAAGGAGCUGAUGGCCGUUGCCGGCGAUGCCCUAAAGACAAACAUAACAACAUUAGGGCCUAUGGUGCUACCCUUCUCGGAACAAUUCAUGUUCUUAGUUUCAUUGAUUAGAAAGAAAAUGGGGGCCAAGGUGAAACCCUACAUACCUAAUUUCAAGUAUGCUUUUGAGCAUUUUUGCAUCCAUGCAGGUGGUAGGGCUGUGCUUGAUGAAUUACAAAAGAAUCUUAGUCUUGAAGAAUGGCAUAUGGAACCUUCUAGAAUGACACUUCAUAGAUUUGGAAACACAUCAAGUAGUUCAUUGUGGUAUGAAUUAGCUUAUACUGAAGCCAAGGGAAGAGUUCAAAAAGGAGAUAGGGUUUGGCAAAUUGCAUUUGGAUCAGGUUUUAAAUGCAAUAGUGCUGUUUGGAAGGCCUUAAGAGUUAUCAACCUUGAACAAGAUUGGAGGGGAAACCCUUGGGAUGAUUCCAUUGAUAAGUACCCUGUUCAACUUCCUAAAGCUUAAUUAAUAUAUAUUGAUUAAUCUAAGUGUGAAUAGUGUAUCAAUAUUAAUAUAUACGUUUAAGUUUGGAAAA